Molecule: messenger RNA, 1097 nt
Organism: Gilbertella persicaria
Lineage: Eukaryota; Fungi; Mucoromycota; Mucoromycetes; Mucorales; Choanephoraceae
Product: glutathione S-transferase
Exons: 3
Coding region: 77-1036 (319 amino acids)
Cellular component (GO): cytoplasm
Molecular function (GO): glutathione transferase activity
Source: RefSeq, a predicted model, not a curated record
GUACUUUUUAUUUUCUCAAGUAUUUGUUCAUAAACACACUUUUACAAAAACAUCCACUUUUUUAUUCAAGAAAACCAUGUCUACUACUAACUCACCUGCUAUUCUCAAUUGGGCCUCAAAAGAUGGUGAAUUCAGACGUCAACAAUCUGUCUUCCGUGAUACUAUCGAAGCUGAUCCAAACGCCAAAUUUGCUGCUGAACCUGAUCGUUAUCAUCUGUAUAUCUCUUGGGCUUGUCCUUGGGCUCACCGUACAGCUAUUGUUCGUAAACUUAAAGGUUUAGACAAACUGAUUGGUCUUUCUGCUGUAGACUUUUUGAUGUUGGAUAAGGGAUGGAAGUUCUCUACUGCUGAAGAAUGUCCCGGUGCUAUUCCUGACACUAUCAAUAAUGCUCAAUACAUUCGUGAACUCUAUUUCAAAGUAAAUCCUGACUACGAAGGCCGUUUUACUGUCCCUGUUCUUUGGGACAAGAAGCUCCAGACAAUUGUCAACAAUGAAAGUUCAGAAAUCAUUCGCAUGUUCAACACUGCUUUUAACAGCUUUUUGGAUGAAGAACACGCAAAGCUCAACUACUAUCCUGAAGAGCUUCGCAAGGAAAUCGACGAAAACAAUGAAUGGAUCUAUGAUACUAUUAACAAUGGUGUCUACAAGUCUGGUUUUGCUACUACACAAACUGCUUAUGAAAAGAACGUUAAGCCCUUGUUUGAAUCUUUGGAUCGUGUUGAAAAAAUGCUUGAAGGCAAAAAGUACUUGAUUCAAAAUACCUUCACUGAAGCAGAUAUCCGUUUGUUUACUACUAUUGUCAGAUUUGAUCCCGUUUACUUUGGUCACUUCAAGUGCAACAUGAAGUCGAUUGAACACAACUAUCCCAACAUUUUGGAAUGGGCUCGUCGUAUCUAUCAAAAGCCCGGUGUAAAUGAGACUGUAAACAUGACUCAUAUCAAGAACCACUAUUACAUGUCACACCGUCAAAUCAAUCCUACUCAAGUUGUUCCUCUUAGUAAUGGUCCUGAUCUUGAUGUUCAUGUUGACCAAUAAAUGAGCUUCAUUUAAUUGUCCUAAUUUUUUGUAAUAAACAAUCUGUAUUUAGCAAAUGUAA